CCUCUCCCCUCUUCCUCCUGCUCCGUUGCCCUGGCAACACCCAGAGCGCGUCCGCUGCUCGGUAACAGAAAGGAGAGGAAGAUGGAGGAGAGCACUGUGAGAGACGUCGAGACUGGCAGUGAAGCUGGAGGUGAGGAUGCCUUGGUAGGGAAUGUGAACAAACUGAUGGUGAGCCCACCAGGUUACUCUGGAGCACCACGGAAAGGACAUCUGGUUUUUGAUGCUUGCUUUGAGAGUGGGAACCUUGGCCGAGUUGACUACAUCAGCGAGUUUGAGUUGGACCUCUUCAUCCGGCCAGACACCUGCAACCCUCGCUUCAGAGUCUGGUUCAACUUCACAGUGGAGAAUGUCUGUGAGACACAGAGAGUCAUUUUCAAUGUGGUCAACUUCUCCAAAACAAAGAGCCUAUACAGAGAUGGCAUGUCUCCUGUUGUCAAGUCUACCAGCAGACCAAAAUGGCAGAGGCUUCCUGCGAAAAAUGUCUACUACUACCGUUGCCCUGACCACCGGCGCAACUAUGUCAUGUCCUUUGCCUUCUGUUUCGACCGAGAGGAUGACGUCUACCAGUUUGCCUACUGCUACCCCUACACCUACUCAAGACUGCAGCACUACCUGGGCAGCCUGGAGCGCAGGAACCUGCCCUACCUGCAGAGGGAGCAGCUGGGCCUCAGUGUGCAACAAAGACGUCUCGAUCUGUUAACCAUCACCAACCUUGAUCACUCAGGUCCAGAGAAGGAAAAGAAGCUGGUCUUUCUUACAUCUCGAGUUCACCCUGGAGAGUCCCCUGCUUCCUUUAUAUGUCAAGGUGUUAUAGACUUCCUGGUGAGCCAGCAUCCUGUGGCCCAGAUCCUAAGAGAUCAUGUGAUCUUCAAGAUUGUCCCAAUGCUGAAUCCUGAUGGAGUCUACCUGGGCAACUACAGGUGUUCUCUGAUGGGCUUCGACCUGAAUCGCCACUGGCAGGAUCCCUCUCCAUGGGCACACCCCACACUGCACGCUGUCAAACAACUCAUAGUGCAGAUGAACCAAGACCCAGUGAGUUUCUCCUUACGUGAACUUUUCCGUUGA
Messenger RNA from Notolabrus celidotus (New Zealand spotty), 1065 nucleotides. RefSeq names its product ATP/GTP binding protein-like 4 (gene agbl4). The transcript has 10 exons. Gene Ontology annotation, biological process: proteolysis. The record is from RefSeq and is a predicted model, not a curated record. Gene Ontology annotation, molecular function: metallocarboxypeptidase activity; zinc ion binding. NCBI's taxonomy places the organism in Eukaryota, Metazoa, Chordata, Actinopteri, Labriformes, Labridae. The coding region runs from base 82 to 1065 and encodes 327 amino acids.